Messenger RNA from Scheffersomyces stipitis CBS 6054, 1008 nucleotides. RefSeq lists its product as uncharacterized. Gene Ontology annotation, cellular component: Prp19 complex; U2-type catalytic step 2 spliceosome; U2-type catalytic step 1 spliceosome. Gene Ontology annotation, molecular function: pre-mRNA binding; U6 snRNA binding. Lineage: Eukaryota; Fungi; Ascomycota; Pichiomycetes; Serinales; Debaryomycetaceae. The record is from RefSeq and is a predicted model, not a curated record. The transcript has a single exon. The annotation marks the transcript as partial.
AGCGAUGAUUUUUCCAUCUGCGAUGAUUGCUUAGGCCCAGAUAAGCAUCUCAAGAUGAUCAAGCAGAACAUGGGAGAAGAGUGCAAAUCGUGCACCAGACCGUUUACGGUACUCCGAUGGAACAAUUCGGUUUCAGUCAACAAGUCCAAGAAGACCAUAAUAUGUUAUACUUGCGCACGAGCUAAGAACUGCUGUCAAUCGUGUAUGCUCGAUGUGAAUUAUAGAAUACCCAUUGAUAUACGAGAUACGGCUUUGAAGAUGGCUGGCUUGGAAAACCCAGCUCAGCUUCUAGGGGCCAGUAGUAGUACGACCAAUAGAGAAGUCAAGGCGAUAAUAGCAGACAAACAGGAUCAAAUAUUUAAACAAAAGGACGAACUCGAUUCUGGAGAUGUUGAUAGAAGAAACGAAGCCAGAGAAAUCCUCAUGAAAUUGUCACAACGACUCAACGACAAUAGCAAACUAACAAAGACAAAAUCCCUAAAGUCCGACAAGGCAGAAGAAGAAAAAUUGAACAAGACGGAUGUGAGUAAAAUUGUGGCAAAGUUACCCUUUGGAGGGCUGUUGGACGUAGAAAAACAUCCUGAAGUUGCUUCAUUUUUUUUGUUUGGGAUUAGUUCCGAUUUGCCUCAGUAUGCCAUUAGCGAAUUUUUCGGCAGUUUCGGUAAGAUCAAGACCAUUCAGAUUGUCCAUAGAGCCAAAUGUGGGUACGUGGCAUUAAGUAGCAGAAAGACUGCCGAAGAAGCAGCCAAGUCAAUCGUCUCUAAUGGACUCAACGAGAACAGAGCCACUGCUGGUCUAGUGAUUCUACUUGAAAAAUAUCCCAUGAGAGUCUGCUGGGGCAAGCCCAAGUCGCUAGGAGUGACUAAUGAUGAACACUACAAGAUCAGUUUGGUGGUAAACAAGGUAAUGCGACAGUUAGCCGAGAAAGACACUGCUUUUCUGACAAAGAAUAAUAAGACUAUAAGUCUGGCUAAGACUGAAAAGAAUACUACAGCCACCAAUAAGAAC